This is a messenger RNA of Prunus avium (sweet cherry), 1853 nucleotides long. RefSeq names its product NDH-dependent cyclic electron flow 1 (gene PNSB1). Gene Ontology annotation, biological process: photosynthetic electron transport in photosystem I. Gene Ontology annotation, cellular component: NAD(P)H dehydrogenase complex (plastoquinone); chloroplast. NCBI's taxonomy places the organism in Eukaryota, Viridiplantae, Streptophyta, Magnoliopsida, Rosales, Rosaceae. Gene Ontology annotation, molecular function: glycosyltransferase activity. The record is from RefSeq and is a predicted model, not a curated record.
GAUGCUCUGCUAAUUUUUGAACCAGAGAAGAAAUUAUGUAGAGUAUAAGAAAUCGGUGUUGUUCGGAGGAUUUGGGAAGUUUCCGGGGAAAUCUGAAAAUUUCCGAAAAAAUUCCGAACACGUUCCAGUCCAGAGAGGGCCCAAAAGAAAGAAUGACACCCCCCACAUCCAACUAGUGGACCCAACUUAUCCAACUACCUUCCACACAACAAAAUCACAACGUUUUAUAGGUCCUGCUAAUUCCCCAUAACAAUAAUUCAAAAAACAAAGAAAAAGAGGAAACUUGGCAGCCACAAUUCAUGGCCACUACAACAUCUCUGCUUCCCAAAUCCCCCUCACCAUUUCUCACCAACACACCUUCAUUCCCUUCAACCCAUUUCACCAAGCUCUCAUUUUUGAGCCCAUCAGACCACCCCAAUUGCACAAAAAGGCAAAAUCUUCACACACAAGCCAAAAAGAAGAACCCCUGGCGUGACCCUUUUGAUGAUGGAGAGGACCCAGACAUGGGGUAUGGCUCUCUUUUUGCAGAGGGGAAGCAGGAAGAGGAUGACAGACCGCCUGAAAACCCGGAUAAUCCAUACGGGUUCUUGAAGUUCCCAAUGGGGUAUAGUGUGGAAAUUGCAUCAUUGGCUUUGAAAGUGAGGGGGGAUGUUAGGAGGUGUUGUUGUGUGGUUUCUGGUGGUGUAUAUGAGAACUUGCUGUUUUUUCCGGUUAUCCAGCUUAUCAAGGAUCGGUACCCGGGUGUGCAAGUGGAUGUAGUGGCGUCUGCCAGAGGGAAGCAAGCUUAUGAGUUGAAUAAGAAUGUGAGAUGGGCUGAUGUCUAUGAUCCUGAUGAUCAUUUUCCUGAGCCUGCUGAGUACACUGACAUGGUUGGACUUCUUAAGAAUAGGUAUUAUGACAUGAUCUUAUCAACCAAGCUAGCAGGGAUCGGACACGGAAUAUUCUUGUUCAUGACAACAGCCCGAGAACGGGUGAGCUAUAUUUAUCCAAAUGUAAAUGCUGCAGGAGCUGGAUUGUUUCUAUCUGAAACAUUUACACCAAAUAGCAUGAAUCUCUCUGAAGGCGGAUAUAACAUGUAUCACCAGAUGGUUGAUUGGUUGGGUAGACCGGUGCGGGAUGUGCCACGGCAACCUCUGCCCCCACUUAAAGUAUCAAUCUCAAAGAAGCUAAAGCAGGUUGUAGAGUCCAAAUAUCAGAAUGCAGGUGUAAAUAAAGGAAAAUAUAUUGUGAUUCAUGGGUUGGAAUCGGAUUCGAAAGCCUCAAUGCAGUCUAAGGGGGAUGCUGAUAGCUUACUGCCCAUCCAAGUGUGGGCUACAAUAGCUCGUGGUAUAAGGGAAUUUAGGCCAGUUUUUGUCAUUCCACAUGAGAAAGAAAGGGAAAAUGUGGAGGAAGUAGUGGGAGAAGAUACCAGCAUUGUGUUCAUGACAACCCCUGGGCAGCUUGCUGCCCUUAUCAAUGACUCAGCUGGUGUAAUAACUACUAACACUGCAGCUAUCCAACUUGCAAACGCACGCGAAAAACCCUGCAUUGCAUUAUUCGGUUCUGAAGAGAAAGGGAAACUAUUUGUUCCCAACACAGAAGAGAAGAAGAAUUGUGUUAUUGUUUCAUCCAAGACCAGACAAUUAAAGGAUAUCGACACUGAAGCUGUUAAACGCGCACUUCAAAUUUUCAAUGUGUCCUUAGCUCUAGUCUAAAUGGGGUUGGGGGUUAUCCUGAUAACUGAUUAAUUUUUUUUUAAAAUUAUUUUAAAUGUUGUAUUAUAUGCACUCUUUACCUCAGUUUGUAUAGCAGAUCAUUAAGCUACAAUAACAAUUAAUAAAAUUGAUUCUCUCAACGUUGAACAUAGUCCCAAA